AAUGAGAGAGAGAGAGAGAGAGAGAGAGAGAGAGAGAGAAGAGAGAGAGAGAGAGAGAGAGAGAGAGAGAGAAAGGAAAGAAAAGUAAAAUUCUCCUUUAUGGCUGCACUGAUUCUCAUGGCAUCGAUCCUGGCUGGCGGAUACACUCGGGCAGAAACCUGCGACCUGUUCCAUUUCCCCGUGCAGGAGGGCGCAGAGCCUCGCCCCAGGGAAGCGCGAGGCCAAAUCCUCCUGAGUAUCCUACCGAGGGUCGAGUACUGGACAGCCGAACUGAACGUCGGCGACAGCGCCUCCGCCUGCAAGCUGAAACUGCAAGACCGCUUAUAUGACGGAGAAGAGGUGGAGUUCCUAACGACAGGCAAGGAUGGCGGGGAGAACGAACACGCACUCGCUCCGCCUCUUUUCCACAGGAACUCUUGGACGGACGUUGUGCUUGCUGUCGAACAGGAGGUCGGGAAUCACUCCACUGGGAAUCACUUCAAAAGGAAUCUCACGGGCUUCCUAACCUUGGUGCUGGCACAGAGUGCGGAGAGGAAGGUCAUUCAGGUCACAGACUGCCCGCUCAGGUCGAACUCCUUUACCUUGAAUUGGACGACAUCUUACAACAUGACGUUUACCGUCAACUGCCAAAACAAAGCCUGCGCCGCCGGCCGCCGCAUCACGUCCUCCGCCAACGCCACCGCAUUCUACUACAGAUGCAGGCUUCCUUCGGACACCGUGCGAGUGACGCUGACCAUCUUCGCCGCUGGGGAGGCCGGGGAGAAAUCCUUUACAGAGUCCUGGCACGUGGACGAGGGCUGCCGAGCUAACACGUGGCACAAGAUAUCCUUCAGGAGGCAUCUGCGGGGCCUGGAGAUGAACGUGCCCUGGAAACCUCCAAGGGCCAUUCGCAAUACAAGCGCCAUCUUCCCGGAUUUCAGCGUUACUGAGGUCAGCGUGGACGGCGAAGGCGUCGUGACCUGGUGCGCCCCCGAUCGGCCUCAACCGUCCGACCAGAGUCAGCCGGAGAUUUCCUUUUCUCCAGACGUGGCUGUCAUGUUGCCCGUUGUCUUGAGCUCCAUUGCUGUCGGCGUCGUCUGCAUCUGCGGUCAACUUCGCAGGAAAAGGAAGUCCCGGGAUGCUUAUGACAAAAAAUACAUCGUCCAUUAUCUAAGGCGUCGCAGGUGCAGUGAGCGGUCGUCGCCCUCCAUGCCUUAUAAGGAUCACCCUCCACCUCCUUUGCCAUUAUCACCCCCUCCUCCACUCCCACAAACGCAUCCACCUCCGCUGCCACUCAGGGAACCGCCUCCUCUGCCAUCAGCAUACCCACCCCCACUGCCGCUAGGGUACCCACCUCCACUCCCUCACAAGAACCCUAACCAUUACCUGUCUCCAGCACGCCCCUCCCCCCUGGCCUCACCGAGCUCUCCGAAUCCACCUCCCUCCACUUUCUCUCCCGCUUGCACUCCGCCUCAUCCGCCAUUUUCGGACGAAGCCUCUGGCCUGCAGUCCGAAGAUCAAGAGUAUGAACGUCUGUCUGUUAUUUUGAACACCCUUGAGUGAAGCGGCUCGUGGACGAAAAAUGUGGACGCGAAGGAGACAGUCUGCCUUGCAGGUUGAAGGUCGAUAAGGAUAAGGAUUUCGGCGGAAAAGGGAAACCCGUUCCUAUUUUGCACUCGUGAUUUUUUGUAUUUUCUGUAUUUCUUUCUAUCUUUGUUUCUUUGAGAAAGAGAGAGAGAGAGAGAGAGAGAGAGAGAGAGAGAGAGAGAGAGAGAGAGAGAGAGAGAGAGAGAGAG
Messenger RNA from Penaeus vannamei (Pacific white shrimp), 1775 nucleotides. The record is from RefSeq and is a predicted model, not a curated record. Lineage: Eukaryota; Metazoa; Arthropoda; Malacostraca; Decapoda; Penaeidae.